GCUUCCCGGCGGGCGAGGGAAAGAGGGAAAGUAGCCAGUCAUGUCGAACGCAAUGUAUAAUAAGAUGUGGCAUCAGACCCAAGAAGCCCUCAAUUAUGUGCUUGAUAAAGAGUCUCAGAAGAUGAUAGAACCACAAAGAAAUCAAGUUUUCAUCUUCCAAAUGUUAGCCACCUUCUACAUAAAAUAUGUGCAGAUCUUCAAAGACAUGGAGAAUGUGUAUGACCAGAUAGUCCAUCCACAGAAACGAAUCCUGAUCCGGAAAAUAUUGGAUGCAGUGAUGGGCCGAAUCCUGGAACUGAAGAAUGAGAUGGUUGAGUUGGAAUUAACCGAGUUUCAUUACUUUGAUGAUAUCUUACAGGAUCUAAAGUUGGUUCCCCAACAGUUAGAUAUUCCCAUACCCAAGUACUUUUUGAAAGAGAAGUUGGAAGUAAUAAAAGGAAGAGAGAAAAUCCUUGCUCAAAUAUUAGCCGAAAGUGGAUUAGAUACAGCUAAAGUGAAAUACUCUGUAAAGGGUAUUCCCUUUGAAGAGGCCAUUAAAUUAAUCCAGAUUGCUGAGAGGGCACGGCAAGGUCGCCUGAGAGCCUUGUUCAUGAAGCAAAUCUAUCUUCGAGAAUACAGAGCAAAGCAAGCCAAGAUAUUUGGCGAAAAAUUCGCAGAUGCUGGGGCUGCUGCACUAUGUAUUCAGAAGGUUUGGCGACGUUUCUAUCAAUGUAAGAAAACCGGAAGGCAGAGAGAAGAGGAGAUGAUAUUCCUGGGUAUGAGUCCACCUCCUCUCUUUAAUGAAGUCAGUGCCACGAUAAUGCAGGCUGAGAAGGUGAACUUACUGCGCAACGAGGUGCAGACAAAGCACGAAGAGGACUACAAGGAAGCCAUGGUUAUAAUUAAGGACGACCUGAAGUUGAUAGAAGGUCCAGACAUCAAGGAGACCCUUCAGGACCAGAUCUGGCAUUGGUUCAUUGAGUGCAGGAAUUUAACUGGCACAUUUCCUGAGUACCCUGAAGUAGAAGAAGGUGGUUCAGCUAUUAUUUUUACUAACAAGACCCCACAACAGGUUAUUGAGGAUAUCAUUGCAAACCAAGAAGAGGAGGAAAAAAACAGAAAGAAGAAAAAGGGAAAGAAACCCAAGAAAGCCAAAAAAAAGAAGCCAAAUAAAAAAGCAAAAGAUAAGGAAGAAGAUGAGGAGUGGAAAAUGUCACCAAGUGUUUUCCUUCGCACGAUGGAGGAAGGAAAUAACUCAUACAAAGACAUGUGGAUGAAUAAAGAUGAAUCUUGGAAUUUCUCUCAAGACUAUGAUCCAGACCUGGUCAAAGAGGAGAAACGUAAAGAACUAGAGUCAGAGAUAAGGCUGCAGGUGGAUGAGUUGAUGAGACAGGAACUAAAAAACUUAAAGCUAGCUGUGAACAGAGAAAAGGAAUACCCGGUCAGAGCAGGAAAGAAGAGAGGGAAAAAGAAAAAUAAAGGGAGGAAGAAAGGGAAAAAGGGGAAGAAGGAUAAAGAUCUGACAGCUGACAGGACCAUCGAGUCCCUGUAUAAGGAGCUGGUGCAGGAAGGGUUGCUGAUCCGCCCUCUGACAGUCAACCUCUCUGAUUACAUUGGUGAGUACAACUACCUGGGGACCACUCUUCGCCAGCUAUCCAUAGAACCCAUGCCUUCCCUCCUGGAUGUCAGGCAGCUCAUCACAUUGUACGGGAUCUUGCCAUUAGGUUCUGCAGCAGUGCAUGAGAAAGCUCCUUUGGUGAAGUCGCUGCUGUUGGUUGGGCCGUCUGGGGUAGGGAAGGAAAUGCUAGUCCAUGCCAUCUGCACAGAAACGGGAGCCAACCUAUUCAACUUGUCCCCAUCUAACAUUGCUGGGAAAUACCCUGGCAAAAAUGGCCUCGAAAUGAUGCUGCAUGUCGUCUUCAAGGUGGCCCGACAGCUCCAGCCCUCCGUGUUGUGGAUCCAAGACACAGAAAAAACCUUCUACAAAAAAGUUCCCAACGCUGAGAAGCUGAAUGAACCUAAACGCCUAAAAAAACAGCUUCCCAAAAUCCUGAAACUCCUGAAACCAGAUGAUAGGAUUCUGAUUGUGGGGACAACACAGCGUCCUUUCGAUGCUGAACUUCAAUCGUUUUGCAAAGUUUACCAAAAAAUUAUUUUGAUCCCCAGACCAGACUAUGCUUCCAGAUAUGUUUUGUGGAAACAAAUCAUUCAGCGCAAUGGAGGAGUCCUUACUAAUGCCUUGAACGUCAGUUGCCUGGCCAAGGUCACGGAUGGCUUCACCCAAGGACACAUCGUGGAAGUGGUGAAAGAUGUGCUCACAGACCAGAGGCUCUGGCAGCAGGGUCGUAAGCCACUCACCGCAGGCGAGUUUAUUGCAGUGAUGAGCAGCAUGAAUCCGGUGUAUCAAGAGGAGGAAGAGAGCUUUAAGAACUGGUAUGCCAAAACCCCUAUGGGUAGAAAGCGAGCCUUGGCAUUAACGGGAGGUGGCACAGAAAGGAAUAAAGGGAAGAAAGAAAAGAAAGGAAAGAAAGAGAAAAAGAAAAAGUAA
Molecule: messenger RNA, 2527 nt
Organism: Cynocephalus volans (Philippine flying lemur)
Lineage: Eukaryota; Metazoa; Chordata; Mammalia; Dermoptera; Cynocephalidae
Gene: DRC11
Product: IQ motif containing with AAA domain 1
Exons: 19
Coding region: 41-2527 (828 amino acids)
Molecular function (GO): ATP hydrolysis activity; ATP binding
Source: RefSeq, a predicted model, not a curated record